AAAUGAAAUCCAAGACUUAAUAACGAGCCACUCCUUCAUUAAAAGCAACACCCACGUGUCAUUAAAAAAAGGUGUGGCUUGCCGCUUGAGGUACUGCAGUCACAAUGUCUCUCUCAAUGUCUUUACCUCCUCCGACUGGUGACAGUAUGAAGUCUAUUGAAGGAAAGGUCGUUAUAUUAGGAGCACAAGGCGUAGGUAAGACUUCACUUGUCGUCAGAAACAUGGGAGGUGUGUUUUCUGACAAUAUCAGCCCAACCAUAGGAGCUGCUUUCUUCUCAUUACAAGUGACCCUGGCUGGUUAUAGAGUCAAGCUACAAGUAUGGGACACUGCAGGACAGGAAAAAUUCAGAUCGAUUGCUCCAAUGUAUUAUAGAAAAGCUAAUGCUGCUGUUAUUGUAUAUGAUGUUAAUAAUGAGAAAUCGUUUCAAGAGGCCAAAGAAUGGGUAAAAGGUGUUGGAAAAACAUCACUAGUGGUGAGGAAUAUGGGUGGAGUGUUUUCUGAGAAUGUCAGUCCAACGAUUGGUGCUUCUUUCUUUUCCUUACAAAUGAUUCUUGCUGGAUUUAGAAUCAAGUUGCAAGUUUGGGAUACAGCUGGACAGGAAAGGUUUAGAUCAAUGGCUCCAAUGUAUUAUAGAAAAGCAAAUGCAGCAAUGAUUGUGUAUGACAUAACUAAUGAAAAAACAUUCGAUGAAGCUAAAUUAUGGGUCAAUGAAGUACAGAGCAAGGUGGAUUUACCAAUGGCACUGAGUAUUGUUGGCAAUAAAACUGAUCUAUCUAAAAACAGACAAGUAUCUAUGAACAAAGGUACCACUUUUGCUCAUUCUCUUGGAGCAAUGUUCACAGAAACAUCAGCUGCAGAAAACAUUGGUGUCAAAGAAGCAUUUCUCAAAGUGGCCCAAGGAAUAACUGAGCUGUACAAUAAUAAUUUAUUAAUGUCCACUACAAUCAGUAGCUCAUUCCCAAUCAGUGCAACCACAUCACCUCUACCAGUACUAAAUGAAAAGGCACUAGCAGACAUAUACUUAUAUCAAACAGAUUCAAUAGGAACAAAUAAUGAUGAAGAAGAGAAAGUUAAGAAGUCAUCUUGGUGUUGCUGACAUCAUUUUUUAUUGUUUGUUUUUGUUUCAUUUUGUCACACUGCAAACAUUCUACGCAAAGCACAACAACAUUAUAAAUAUUAUGUAAAUAUAUUUCUGCUAUCUUUUAUUUUUAAAAAUAUUUGCCA
Amphimedon queenslandica is the source of this 1225-nucleotide messenger RNA. RefSeq names its product GTP-binding protein YPT6-like. NCBI's taxonomy places the organism in Eukaryota, Metazoa, Porifera, Demospongiae, Haplosclerida, Niphatidae. Gene Ontology annotation, molecular function: GTPase activity; GTP binding. The transcript has 13 exons. Bases 105 to 1097 code for a protein of 330 amino acids. The record is from RefSeq and is a predicted model, not a curated record.